AUGGAGCCGCGUGGCCCGGCGGGGGCGCAGUUCCCCGCAAAGGCUGAGGCCAAGGCGCCCUCUUGGCCGCGGCACAACAGCCCGCAGAGCCCUACCAUGUGCACGGCGCGCGAUAGUCGUGCCAUGAACCGCCCCCUCUACCGCGGCCCCCUCUCACACAACGUCAUUUCAGAGCUGGCGGAGGGCUUUCGUCAGUUGGGCGGCGGCCAGAAAAAGCACUUCAUUCCGGCGCAGCUCAUCCUUGAGACCAUGAAGAACGUUGGCAUGCAUCUUUCAGCAGACGAGUUCCAGGAUGUGCUUCGGGUGGUGGGGCAGAGCGAGCCGCAGAACGCGGAUGAGCUGAGUUUCAGCGACUUCCUCCUGCUGAUGACGCGGGAGGUGGAAGAAACGAUGGCGGAGGAGCUGCGCUCCGCCUUCCACCACUACGACAAGCAGCGCACCGGCUUCGUCACGCGGAAGCAGUUCACCGAGCUGUUUGCCACCCUUGGCGAGCGGUCGCCGCCGGAGGAGCUGGAGGAGCUUCUCUCCCUUGCCGAGGUGGACGAGGUGGAGGAAAAAAUCGACUACAGCCGAUUUGUGAGAGAGUUGGCCUCCCGUGUAAACAACAUGUAG
Molecule: messenger RNA, 612 nt
Organism: Trypanosoma conorhini
Lineage: Eukaryota; Euglenozoa; Kinetoplastea; Trypanosomatida; Trypanosomatidae
Product: EF-hand protein 5
Exons: 1
Coding region: 1-612 (203 amino acids)
Cellular component (GO): myosin II complex
Molecular function (GO): calcium ion binding
Source: RefSeq, a predicted model, not a curated record